AUGGGUGUUCAUAUUCUCGGUACUGGUGCUGUAGGCUGUCAUAUUGCUGCUACCCUGAAAGCAAACAGGAACAGGGUGACACUGUUGCUCCGUUCUCAAGACCACUUGAAUGAUUUUAGAAAUCGUAACAAUAGUAUUACUUAUCGCUGCCAGGGCAAGACAGAUGUCGUGCCUGGUUUCGAUGCCAGUAUUACUACAGAUACAAGCGACAGAUCGCCCAUUCAAUCACUCGUUGUAGCCACCAAAACCAACCAUACACUGAAAGCUUUAGAGCCCAUGGCGUCUCGAUUAUCUCCUACAUCCAGUAUUCUGCUCAUGCAAAAUGGCAUGGGCGUAGCGGAGGAACUUGUGAAGAGUUUGUGGAGAGAUACAACACCACCCAAGAUUUAUGUGGGCGUCAAUCGACAUGCCAUUGAGCGUAUGGCGCCUUAUGACAUUCAUCAUCAUUCUGGAUACAAUGACACAGACGCUUUAAGGAUUGGCAGAUUUCCCACGACACAUGGCGGCUCUGCUGAACAGUCCACAGGAGAAGAGGUGCCUGAAUUCUUGCAAAAGAUGGUAGACAUUCCAAGACUUCAAGCAGCAGUCUUGCCCUGGGAGGAGAUCAGAGUCAAAAUUUACAAGAAGCUGUUUGUCAAUUCAUGUAUCAAUGGUGUCGCAUCGGUUUUAAACACCAAAAACAUUGGUGUCAUCAAGGACGGAAAUCCUGGUGGCAUUGCCAUGAUGCGAUCCAUUUGUGAAGAGGGAUAUGAGGUGUUCAAGGACGAAAUGCCCGGAGAAACAGUGGAGUCUUUGAUGGAGAUGGUGAUGAGGACCAAUGUAGAGGCAGGUGAAAACGUCAGCUCCACUUUGCAGGAUAUCAGAGCAAAGAGAUUGACAGAAGUGGAUUAUCUCAAUGGCUAUAUUGUCAAGAUGGGCCAACAAAAGGGGAUCAAUGUCAAAUCAAAUCAAGCCAUCGUGAAUUUCAUUCACGCUAGAGAAGUCUUGUAUUAA
This is a messenger RNA of Mucor velutinosus, 993 nucleotides long. RefSeq lists its product as uncharacterized. The coding region runs from base 1 to 993 and encodes 330 amino acids. Gene Ontology annotation, cellular component: cytoplasm; mitochondrion. The record is from RefSeq and is a predicted model, not a curated record. Lineage: Eukaryota; Fungi; Mucoromycota; Mucoromycetes; Mucorales; Mucoraceae. The transcript has a single exon. Gene Ontology annotation, molecular function: NADP binding; 2-dehydropantoate 2-reductase activity. Gene Ontology annotation, biological process: pantothenate biosynthetic process.